This is a messenger RNA of Chroicocephalus ridibundus (black-headed gull), 8984 nucleotides long. It is a transcript of the gene KCNT2, whose product is annotated as potassium sodium-activated channel subfamily T member 2. NCBI's taxonomy places the organism in Eukaryota, Metazoa, Chordata, Aves, Charadriiformes, Laridae. The coding region runs from base 476 to 3886 and encodes 1136 amino acids. Gene Ontology annotation, molecular function: outward rectifier potassium channel activity; intracellular sodium-activated potassium channel activity. Gene Ontology annotation, cellular component: plasma membrane. The record is from RefSeq and is a predicted model, not a curated record. Gene Ontology annotation, biological process: potassium ion transmembrane transport. The transcript is spliced from 31 exons.
GGCGCGCGCGCCCGCCGCUGAGGGCGCCGCCCGCCGGCACCUGCCUCCCCCGGGGUCCUUUAACCGCCACCGGCGCCCCGGGGCGCGAGCGGGUGCCGCCGCUCCCCUCAGCCGCCCGGGGACAGCCCUGCCGCCCCGCUCCCGCCGCCUUUGUGCGCCGCAGCCCCCGCGCUCGCCUGGGGGGGUGGACAACCUGCUCCGCGCCGCUCCCCGCCCCCGGCCCCUCCUGCCUCGGUCCCCGUCCCCCAGCCGCACCCCUCCAGCGGAGGUGACUGCCCCUCCGCAGGGGAGCGGCGGCGGGCGCUCCGCUCCUCCGGGCAGGAUGGUGGACCUGGACAGCGAGGUGCCCCCGCUCCCCCCGCGGUACCGGUUUCGGGACUUGCUGCUGGGCGACCAGGGCUGGCAGAGCGACGACAGUUCACAGGUCACAGUAUGAGUCCAGGAAAAAACAACAAAGGUGCAAGUUGAAUUCUAUAUGAAUGAAAACACAUUUAAAGAGAGACUAAAGCUCUUCUUCAUCAAAAACCAAAGAUCAAGUCUGAGAAUACGAUUAUUCAAUUUUUCUCUCAAGCUAUUAAGCUGUUUCUUAUACAUAGUUCGUGUGCUCCUGGAUGAUCCUACACAAGGACUUGGAUGUAAGGAAUUAAACCAGAGUUGUUCCAGUCAAAACUACACACCUGGAACGAUCGAUUGGUCUCCUAUUAUUUGGGUGAAUCGAAGCUUGCCUUUAUGGGCAUUACAGGUUUCUGUGGCUUUAAUAAGUCUCCUUGAAACUCUGCUGCUGAGUUAUCUAAGCUACAAGGGAAAUAUCUGGGAACAAAUUCUGAGAAUACCUUUUCUCCUGGAAAUAAUUAAUGCUGUCCCUUUCAUCAUCACGAUUUUCUGGCCAGUCCUAAGAAACCUGUUUAUUCCUGUAUUUUUAAAUUGUUGGCUGGCAAAGCAUGCAUUAGAGAAUAUGAUUAAUGAUCUUCACAGAGCCAUCCAACGCACACAGUCUGCAAUGUUUAACCAAGUCCUCAUUUUAAUAUCUACCUUACUAUGUCUUAUCUUCACUUGUAUUUGUGGAAUUCAGCAUCUGGAACGAGCAGGAAACAGGUUGACUCUCUUUGACUCCCUUUAUUUCUGCAUAGUGACAUUUUCCACUGUGGGCUUUGGGGAUGUUACACCCAAGAUAUGGCCUUCAAAGCUGCUUGUUGUCAUUAUGAUCUGUGUUGCUCUUGUGGUGUUGCCCAUACAGUUUGAACAGCUGGCAUAUUUGUGGAUGGAGAGACAAAAGUCUGGUGGUAACUACAGUCGACACAGAGCUCAGACUGAAAAACAUGUUGUGCUAUGUGUCAGCUCUCUGAAGAUUGACUUACUUAUGGAUUUCUUAAAUGAAUUCUAUGCUCACCCCAGAUUACAGGACUAUUAUGUCGUUAUUUUGUGUCCUACUGAGAUGGAUGCUCAGGUCCGAAGGGUGUUACAAAUCCCAAUGUGGUCCCAAAGAGUUAUCUAUCUGCAAGGCUCAGCACUAAAAGAUCAAGACCUGUUGAGAGCUAAGAUGGAUGACGCUGAAGCUUGUUUCAUUCUGAGUAGCCGCUGUGAGGUGGACCGGACAGCAGCUGAUCAUCAAACCAUUUUAAGAGCAUGGGCAGUUAAAGACUUUGCUCCAAAUUGUCCUUUGUAUGUCCAAAUACUGAAACCUGAGAAUAAAUUCCACAUCAAGUUUGCAGAUCAUGUUGUGUGUGAAGAGGAAUUCAAGUAUGCUAUGCUAGCUCUGAAUUGUAUAUGUCCAGCUACCUCCACAUUAAUCACACUGCUGGUUCAUACAUCUAGGGGACAAACAGCCCCAUGGGAAGCUUUCAGACAACUAACUGGAACCAAGCAGACCUUAAACAGGGAGAGUCAGCAAUCAUCGGAACAAUGGCAGAAAAUGUAUGGGAGAUGCUCUGGUAAUGAAGUGUAUCAUAUUCACUUGGAAGAAAGUACUUUUUUUGCUGAGUAUGAGGGGAAAAGCUUCACAUAUGCUUCUUUCCAUGCACAUAAAAAGUUUGGAGUCUGUCUGAUUGGUGUUAGAAAGGAAGAUAACAAAAACAUUUUGCUGAAUCCAGGUCCUCGAUAUAUCAUGAAUUCUACAGAUAUAUGCUUUUAUAUAAAUAUCACCAAAGAAGAGAAUUCUGCUUUUAAGAAGCACGAAAAGCAUAGAAAAAAACAUGAAUCAAAGUUAUCUUAUCAUGGAGCUUCUAGGUUACCAGUACACAGUAUAAUAGCCAGCAUGGGGACAGUGGCUAUUGAUUUACAAGAUACAGGAUGCCGAACAUCCAGCGGACCUACACUAGCUCUUCCUUCCGAGGGAGGUAAAGAGGGCAGACGGCCCAGCAUAGCACCUGUUUUGGAAGUUGCAGACUCAUCCUCACUGCAGACCUGUGACCUGCUCAGUGACCAGUCAGAAGAUGAAACUACCCCAUCAGAUGAUGAAGUCUCUGCAGGCUUAGAGUAUGCCAAAGGCUAUCCUCCUUACUCUCCAUAUAUUGGAAGCUCUCCCACAUUUUGUCAUCUUCUGCAUGAAAAAGUACCAUUCUGUUGUCUAAGACUAGAUAAGGGAUGCCAACAUAACUACUAUGAAGAUGCCAAAGCCUAUGGAUUCAAAAAUAAAUUGAUUAUAGUUGCAGCAGAAACUGCUGGAAACGGCUUAUAUAACUUUAUUGUUCCACUCCGAGCUUAUUAUCGACCAAAGAAAGAACUAAAUCCCAUUGUAUUACUCCUGGAUAACCCGCCAGAUAUGCAUUUUCUGGAUGCAAUCUGUUGGUUUCCAAUGGUUUACUACAUGGUGGGCUCUAUCGACAACCUAGAUGACUUAUUAAGAUGUGGGGUCACCUUUGCAGCUAAUAUGGUGGUGGUCGACAAAGAAAGUACAAUGAGUGCCGAGGAAGACUACAUGGCAGAUGCUAAGACUAUUGUAAAUGUUCAAACGCUCUUUAGGUUGUUCUCAAGCCUAAGCAUUAUUACAGAACUAACUCACCCAGCCAAUAUGAGAUUCAUGCAGUUCAGAGCCAAAGACUGCUAUUCUCUUGCUCUAUCCAAACUAGAAAAGAAAGAGCGGGAGAAGGGAUCCAAUCUGGCAUUUAUGUUUCGACUGCCCUUUGCUGCCGGCAGGGUUUUCAGCAUCAGUAUGUUGGAUACGCUGCUUUAUCAGUCAUUUGUGAAAGAUUAUAUGAUUUCUAUCACAAGACUUCUGCUGGGACUUGAUACCACACCAGGAUCUGGGUUUCUUUGUUCUAUGAAAAUCACAGAAGAGGAUCUAUGGAUUAGGACAUAUGCCAGACUAUAUCAGAAACUUUGUUCUUCUACAGGAGACAUUCCAAUUGGAGUCUAUAGGACAGAAUCCCAAAAGCUUACAACAUCUGAGUCUCAAAUCUCUAUCAGUGUGGAAGAAUGGGAAGACACUAAAGACAUCAAAGAACAGAUUAGUUAUCGUAAUAAUCAUCGUAACUCAACAUCCAGUGAUCAGUCUGAUCAUCCCUUGUUAAGACGAAAAAGCAUGCAGUGGGCCCGACGGCUGAGCAGGAGAGUACCAAGACACUCCGGUAAAACAGCUGAGAAGAUAAACCAGCAGAGAAUGAACCUUUACAGAAGGUCAGAAAGACAGGAGCUUGCUGAACUUGUGAAAAACAGAAUGAAGCAUCUGGGCCUUUCUCCAGCAGGAUAUGAUGCAAUGAACGACCAUCAGAACACUCUUUCUUACAUCCUGAUCAAUCCUUCUCCAGAUACAAGACUAGAGCUGAAUGAUAUAGUGUACUUGAUCCGACCUGAUCCAUUGGCUUAUGUUCCAAAUACUGCACCAAGCCGAAAAGACAGCUUCUGCAAUACAGUGGGACAAGACACCAGGGAGGAAACGCAACUUUGAUAUGUAACGCAUCACAAAAUUAAGAGACAAUUUUAUACACAUGUCGUUUCCACUAACCAUUUUGAAAACUGAGUGGUACAUUUUAUGCAGAUUUUGGAAACAAAAUGGCAGUGGGUAAGUGACCAAAUUUAGAAAUACGGUGUCUAGAAACUCUGACAUAAGGGAUUGUCAGGCUUGUGGCCUGUUCAAUAUGUAGUUGAACUUUGUCAGCUUAACAGAAUUACUGCUAUUUAAUCAAUAUGAACAAAUUAUUUUAAAAGUGACAGAUUCCAUCAUGCGUUUUGCUUAGACGCACCUAAGCAUAUUUAUCAAGGUGACAGAAUGUCAGUGACUAAGCUUCUGACCUACGUCAGUAAAGAUUAUCUGACGUCUGUAGAGACACCAUGCAUAAUUUGUAGUAGAAAAUUUAUUAAUAUCUAAAGCUGCCAACAAGACUUUGUGUGUCAAGAAUCCAGCCUUUGAAAUAUUUUUCAAUCUCAGCCUGUCACCCACUCAUGUUAGAACAGGUUAUUUUCAGUGCCAUUUUAGCCUCCAGGACUUGAGCGUUAGUUCUCUGUGUUUGCACAGGUCAGGUUGAAUGACACAACCUAGUCUCACCUUAGAGGUUGCGAUCCGAGGCAUAGCCACUGACAGAUUAGCUCAGAGGAGCCCACCAGGAGGAAAGUCCCUGUCAUCUCACACAGGCAGCCCCCUGCAUUUGCAAAAACUGGGAAGGUACUAUCUGUGUGAUGCUGCAAACACUGGUAGCUCAGGUAAAAUAUAACCCUUUUAACCUUAAUGAGUUUGUCAAUAGAAGCCUGAAGAGAUUAUGAUACAAAAGUGAGAGCAUCCCUCUAAGGAAGGAUUCAUACCCCAAGUCCUUCCUAUUUCCAUGAAUAUGCCAGAACUGCAACUGUCCAAACUAUGUUCAUGCCUGGUCAUUCAGAUUAUCCCAAAGUGAUACAUUUUCAUAUGAAAUUAUGUAUCGCAUUGAAACUGAAAGAAAUUUAUAAUCCAUUCCAUAAAACUAAUGUAGUACCCCACUACGUGAAAAGGCAUCAUGGAUUUGAAGAUUCCGUUUUGGCAUUAAGUACACAAGAAGCAUCUGCUAAUGUAUGAAACACAUGAAUCUGCUUGAGAAUCUCCAGUAUACACGUGCAAGAAUGCCACAGUUGGUCAAGCUUUCUACAGAAUUAAGCACGCCUGUACAUUAUCUUCCAAAACAACAUUCUUGCUUUGCCCUCUGUCACAAAGGGGGAAGAGCAUGCUUAAGGUAAAAACCCCUACUGUUACAAUUACCUAUAUAGAAUUGGUACAAGAAAUUCGGCAGGUAGUCUACAAUGGAAAAAAUGAUUCUUCUUUGAAUUCUCUUCAUGUCCUACGCGUACAAAAAUUCAGUCAAAAUUGUUUACAUUCUCUUCUACAUUAUUUGGUAGAACAACUAUAAUUUAUUUCUGAAAAAUAAAAUAGCAAGUUGCCCAGUGAACAACUCAUGGAUGUGAGUAUGCUUAUCAGCAUUGUAAGGAUGUUGAAAUCAGGUCACAUUCACAUUAGGAAUGAGAGCAAAUCUGCUAUUGUUCCCUCCCUUCCUCUUAAUUCUUCCAAAAUUAAUUAAUCUGUUCCAUAUUAAGUCAGAAAAACCUAAUCAUUCAUAAAAAAAAACAAAGAGGACUUUCAGUGGACUGAAGCUAUCAGAAGACCCAGAGUACCAGUUUCAAAAGAAAAAAGGAUAACUGGAAAGCAGGGUUUCUCAGCAAUUUUUUAAUACUGACAUAUUAAAGUAGCAUCAUGGUUCAGAAGGGUUUCGGUUACUCUGCACAGAGUCCAUUAUUUUUCCACACACACUACUCAUUUAUGAAAUUAUUCACAGGCAAAGACAAAGCAUUUCAGAUGUUCCCUCUGGACACUGUGGAGAAAAGAAACAACUGAAAUAGCUGCACAGACUGAAGUCUACAGUUCUUUAAAAAACAGUAUAUGGUACAGGAUCUUGUCCAAGACCUGUCACAGACGUUACUCCAGAAGAGAUCACAUGCGCAGUGUGAAUAACUUCCUAUUUUUAAUGCCUUUGGUGAGAAGACUGUAUUCCAGCUGAGUAUUUUAAAAAAAAAAUACAAGGAUCCUUUGUUUCAUACUGAAGGCCUUUCUAACAGAGUCUCAACUAUGCAGACAGGGUUCCAGAAACAUGCCUGCCCUUCAGCUGGCAACUAGAUACUCUGCUUUCAGUGUCAUUCACACACUGUUCACAGGCUUUCCCUGUACCCUGCCUAUAGAACCCACCACAGAUCUAAGGACUGUCUGCCACAAGGAUCCACGGCUGGGAUAUGAUGCCUUGCAUUUAACAGCCUAUAAAGCGGAAGAAACAAGCAGUCAGGUGUAUCCAUUUCCCCCCGCCCCCAGCUCAGCAGAAUUGCUACUCAGCUGGAGUUGAAUAGUAGCAUCUAAUGUGACCUGAUAUAUCUCCAGGCUUAAUGAAUUUCCAGUUGCUCAUUAGCCCCAGAAGAUCUGCUAAAGCAAGCACAAAGACAGCUGGAGAUACUUACAAUCUCUAAAAUGAACGAAAGGCAAUCUUUCCAAAUGAAAUAAUUGGUUCUCUUCAAAAUCUGCUGGAAGAUAAGCAAGGUAAUAAAAACUAACAACAGCUCCUUAUGAAACAAGUUCUAAUAACCCAUUAAUAAUAUUCCACAAAGUUAUGUUAUUCAAAAUAUACUGCCUUUCAUGUUGAAAGCAGAACAGCUUUGCUUUCUCUGGCAUAUCUUCACAGGUAUACACCAUUGUAGUGAGACUGAGGCCUUCCAAGAACUAUCCUAAGCACCUCUACAUUAACUCUGAAUGAGACAGUACGCACAUUCCUUCAAUGGCUGGGAAGGCGAUUCUUUAAUGGUCAUCCUACAGGCAAUCUUAUGUUAUCAUGCUUUCUUCUCAUCAUGGUUAUCAGAAACAUAAUACAAGUCCAGCUGGACUGGAGCCCAGCUUGAGGAACAGUAAUUGCUAGGCUCGGUGCCGGAGAAGGAAUGCUGAAGUUCUACAGUCAGCAGGUUCAAAUGACUGUUUUGUCUCAUCAUAGUUCACUCAGUAGAUAGAAAUUUAGAGCUAUGAUCACCAACAUAACCAAGAAAUUUAAUCCUAAACCAGUUGUCAAAGGUCAAAUGGCCAGAAAACCUGUAUUACUUUCUCUCAAUCAAAAAAAAAAGGAUGGUUUCAAUCUGUGCUUAACUGUAUGUAUUUUUUUUUCCUCCUAACUCAAAGAUGCCCAUCUUCCUCAACACCACCUUAACACAUACCAAGCAAUUUGGUACCCAAAGUCACAAUCCCGGUGAAGAAAGCGAUAGCAGAUAAUAAUUACUUCAUUCUCACAAGGGAAUUCUCCAGCGAAGCGACACCUACCUAUGAAAACUGUUACCUAGUCUGCAAUAAAAAGUCACAAAAAGUGUUUCAGUGGAAUGCAGUGUGUUUCCUUAACUAUUUCUUUCCAAUUUCCGAACACACAUUAAUUCACUUAUGAAGUAAAAAGCAUACAGUUUGAGUUUUUAAAACCUGCGGCUGAAUGAGUUAGUGAAGUUUUCGUUACAUUUUUGACUUCGAAAUUAAAAGGACAGUUAUUUCCCAGCAUAAGUUUUUCCCCUCCCACAAACAGCUUCCCACCUCAGCUACUCUUUACUGACUUUAAAGCGUACAAAUAUAUAUAUUACUGAAUAUUUCUUAUACAUCUUUUUUUACCAAUGAACCAGUAAAUCGCUAAAGAACAAAUAGAUUUCAGGCUUCAGCAGUAGAGGAAAAUGGAAAUUACAUCAAGUGCACCAGAAGUAACGCAAAAUUCUGUAGUUCCUGGGCAGGUAGGGCUGACAGCAACCCUUCUGUAAUUCUGGAGCAGUGAUGCAUGAGGUUUUGCUGCAUUGAAUCACACUUGAUAUCUGGAGUUCCUCAGGGGUCAGUACUGGGGCCAGCACUGUUUAACAUCUUUUCAGCAACAUGGACAGUGAGAUCGAGUGCACCCUCAGCAAGUUUGCUGAUGACACCAAGCUGUUGUGGCACGGUCGACACACUGGAGGGAAGGGAUGCCAUCCAGAGGGACCUGGACAGGCUGGAGAGGUGGGCCCCGUGCGAAUGUCAUGAAGUUCAACAAGGCCAAGUAUAAGGUCCUGCACGUGGGUCAGGGCAAUCCCAGGCACAAAUACAGGCGGGGCAGAGAAUGGCUUGACAGCAGCCCUGAGGAGAAGGACUUGCGGGUGUUGGUGGAUGAGAAGCUCAACAUGAACCAGCAAUGAAAGCCAGCCGCAUCCUAGGCUGCAUCUAAAAAAGCACGGCCAGCAGGUCGAGGGAAGUUAUUCUGCCCUUCUACCCGGCUCUGGUGAUACCCCACCUGGAGUACUGCGUCCAGUUCUGGCAUCCUCAGCACAAGAAGGACAUGGACCUGUUGGAAUGGGUCCAGAGGAGGGCCAUGAGGAGGCUGGAUCAGAGGUCUGGAGCACCUCUGCUAUAAGGACAGGCUGAGAGAGUUGGGUUUCAUCAGCCUGGAGAAGAGAAGGCUCUGGGGAGACCUUAUAGCAGCCUACCAGUACCUAAAGGGGGCCUACAGGAAAAAUGGGGAGGGACUCUCUAUAACGGAGUGUAGGGAUAGGAUGAAGGGUAACGGUUUUAAACUGAAAGAGGGGAGAUUUAGAUUAGAUAUUAGUAAUAAAUUCUUUACUGUGAGGGUGGUGAGACACUGUAACUGGCUGCCCUGAGAAGUUGUGGAUGCUCCAUUCGUGGAAAUGUUCAAGGCCAGGUUGGAUGAGGCUUUGAGUAACCUGGUCUGGUGGGAGGUGUCCCUGCCCAUGGCAGGGGAGUUGGAACUAGAUGAUCUUCAAGAUCCCUUCCAACCCGAACCAUUCUAUGAAAUCAGUCAUUACAAUCUGGAAAGGAAUAUAAACAAUCAUCACUGUUAGUGACAUCAAGUUGUACAAGGUUAUAAAAAAUACUUUUUUAAGGCAGUGAUAUAAAUGCAAAUUUAUAAAUAAAGCAAUUGCAUAAAAUAUUGUUGCAUAUUCUUGAUAUUAUAUUAGAAACAGACCACCUCAUUUUGAAACAGACAUACAUUGAAUAAAUGUCUAAGACCUGCACUUAAAUUUUCAGCCACCGU